This is a messenger RNA of Lolium perenne, 1240 nucleotides long. RefSeq lists its product as uncharacterized. The record is from RefSeq and is a predicted model, not a curated record. Lineage: Eukaryota; Viridiplantae; Streptophyta; Magnoliopsida; Poales; Poaceae.
UAGUAGGUUGCUAGCCCCAGCUGAUCGAUAGCGCACUGAACACACAUCCGGAAUCAGCAGCCUACGUUCACUUCACCCUCCCGCCCAAGCACGCAAUGCACCACCGGACAACGUGUCGCCGCCGUCUCCGGCACGUAGCCACGAGGUGGAGCCCCACGUGCCCGGACCGCCGCGCCAGUGCCGUCUUAUUGGCGGCCGCUUCCUCUGUCUUAACCAAUACCUCGUGGCGCCGGCGCGAGUACGACCAAAACCCACUAACACACCGAUCGACCGGCUGGGAGCAAUGGCGUUCGUCAUGGCGACGCAGCGCCGCGUGGAGGCGGCAGUGAAGGCCAACGAGAUCAUGGCACGGUUCCGCCCCAUCGCGCCGAAGCCCGUGCUGACGCCGCCGCCCACGAGCGCCGUGAUCCUGUCCUCGCAGAGGUGGUCGGGCAAGCGCGGCGGGCGGGAUCUCGUUCCUGCGCCGUCGGACAAGAGGCUCAGGGGCGCGCCGUCGUCUUGUCCUUGCCCCCUCUUCCGCGCGUCGCCGUGGACAUGGUCUUGUCUGGAGACGGCACCGGCAUCCUCAAUUAUCCCCAUGGAGCGCGACCAGGCCCGGAAGGUCAUCGCGCCCCGUCCCGCGCGGCCCGUUCGCACCACCGUCUGCGUCGACACCAGCAGCGUCACGGGCGCCAACCCGGUGAAGCUGGCCGCCUGCAGGAUGACGGCGGAGCGGCUGGUGGCCGAGAUGGAACGCGACGCGCUCCCGGCCGUCAUGUCGGACCCCGGCAACCGCGUCCUCCGGGCCAACGACGCGUUCAAGGCGCUGGUGGGGCAACCGGUUUGCCCGUGGCUUGGCUCCCUGACCCUGCCUGGUGACGCGGCCGGCGCGUCGUGGCGGAUCAACGGCGAGGUGGUGCUGGACGUGCGGAGGUUCUACUCCACUGACGAGCCGGCUAGGGCGAGCGCCGGAGGGGCAUUCUCGUGCAACUCCAGGAUCUUGUGGGAGCGCAACGGCACGCUCACCUCCGUCGCCGCGCCGUGCGACGUCAUGCGUUUUGACUGCGGCUCCGGUGGCUGUCUGUUCGUCUGGAGGUUUGACACCACCAGAGGAUCCGUCUUCUACUGCCCGGCGCGCGUAACUAAGAUCGGCGGGAGCAGUAAUUAAGAGCACAAGUUUCCAUCGCAUGCCGAUGGAAGCGAGCUGAGUAAGUAGCAGAAUUGCUACUCGAUCGUUUUGUUAGAGAAUUGAGUUUGCUGC